Molecule: messenger RNA, 468 nt
Organism: Paramuricea clavata
Lineage: Eukaryota; Metazoa; Cnidaria; Anthozoa; Malacalcyonacea; Plexauridae
Source: the annotation of a GenBank genome assembly
AUGUUAUCGGAUGAACAGCAUGGCUUUCUAAGAGGAAAAUCAUGUGUUGGCCAACUGCUUUCCGUUCUUGAUCGCAUCGGCAAAAACCUUGACAUGGGAUUGCAAACCGAUAUCUUGUAUCUGGAUAUUGCCAAAGCGUUUGACACCGUCGACCACAAACUACUUCUUCAGAAACUCAUUCAUUUCGGUGUCGCGGACAAAGUUUUAAACUGGUUUUCUAACUACCUUUCAGAGCGACAACAGCGUGUGUUAGUUCACGGUGCAACAUCAGAUUCCCUCCCAGUUACGUCUGGCGUCCCUCAAGGGUCGAUCCUUGGUCCAUUGUUAUUCUUAAUCUACGUCAAUGAUCUUCCUUCGUCAGUGUCUUCACCAUCUGUAAACGUUUCUCUAUUUGCUGACGACACAAAAUGCUUUUCAACCAUUGAGUCCCUAAGCGAUGCAAGAAACCUAAACACGGAAUUUAAAAAU